AUGGAGCAAAUGGUGCCGGGAGACACGGAGCCGGUUGGAAUGGAUCCGCUGACAGACUGUCCAAUCUGUUUCGAGACGUACGAGCGAUGGGAGAUGGAAGCUGGACAAGCUGGAGAUCCCCCCCGACAUGCGGAGAAGAAGCUAGACUGCUGCGGCCAAUCCUUGUGCUUUCACUGCUACGGUCACCUGCGUAGAUGUCCUUUUUGUCGUAUACGUUGGCAUGGGGACUCAGAGGAAGAUGAUGAUUGGGAUGCCGACAAUGCAAACUUUUGGCAGCGCAGAAACUUUCCGAAUCCGAUCUUGACAGUCUGGGGAACUACUUUAGCUUUGGACUUGAUCCGAGUGAUGACUUCAUCUGCCCUGACCGGCGCGCGAGCAAUUGCAGCAGCGGCAACAGCGGCAGCCGCGGAAUCCCCCUUGCUCCUAGCUGGUACAGCUACCGGUGCUGCUGUAGUGGUCGGAGGCCUUGCGCUUGUAAAAGCUGCGCAGCAUCGACCCGAACAGGCAGAGCGAUUGCAACAGGCGGUCCGCAAUCGAAUUCGCCAUCAGCUGGUCCUCCACGUAGCAGACAACGUCGGCAAUUCGUGGCGGAAGGCCGUGGCAAACAUUUGGGAUGCGCUUCAUUGGCACCUCUCGCCGCAGCUUGCAGGGAUGCCACAUGUCUAUACAGGCUCAAUUUGGCGGACAUCUGCCCGGAUGAAGCAUCAUGCUGCGCUGUCCGCAUUGUUGCACAGUGAAGGUCAGACCGAGACACCAAUGUCUGGAGAGUCUGCAUCUUCAUCCUCAGCACAGAGCUCCGAGGACAGCUUUGCCAGGCUGCGUGUCUGGGGUGACGUUGUCUUCUGCUUUAUUCUUUGGCUGGACUACAACCCGCACACUCCGAACUGGGGGUACUGCAGCUCCUAUGGGCUGCCUCACCUGCACUUGUGUUGGCACAACCGCUGGCGCGAGGACUUGCGGCAUGUGGUGUGCGAUUUGGCAAGACACGUGGAAAGUGAGUACAUUCAGGCGGUGCUCCCGCGUCAGGAGCUCAAAUGUGUAGAGUGCUUGCUGGCAAUGCUGGACCAUGUGCUGUCCUGGGAGGUCGUCACAUUGGACAGGGGGGCGGUCUCCCCAUCUGGUGCAGUUGUCUCUCGUGUGAGCUUGCCAGGGGACGCUGCAGUUCCGACAGUUCCGACUGCAAGGGGUGCAAGGAGUGCCGUAUUGAGCAGAAGCGCGCGCGGAGCCCUGGCCUCGCUCUCUGCCACGCUGGUGUCCACGCUUGCCCUUCCGGCCCUGAAGCUCAGAGUGCGACGCGGAGCCGGGAGCCGACUUGGUCGAAAGGCGGAGGAAUCGAGCACGGCGACAGAGCCAGAACUGUCAGCAGCCAAAGAAGACAAAGAAGCCGAAGAAGCCCAAGAAGCCGAAGGGGAGAGAGGUGUGGAGGCCGAUGAGGAGUCGACGGCCAUCGGCAAGGCCAAGCCCCGGCAACGCCGUAUGCCCUUCGAUCCGACAAAGGAGCCCGGCGCCAUGGCGCCUUUGGGAUUCUUUGAUCCUUUGGGAUUUUGCCCUUCUGGUGACGAAGGCAAGUUCAAGCAGCUGCGAGCAGCCGAGCUGAAACAUGGACGUGUUGCCAUGCUGGCAAGUGUGGGCCUUGUGGCCCAAUGCUACAUCCGACUCCCUUUCCUCGGACUAAAAGAUUCCCCCGCUGGUUACAAGGCUGCCCUUUUGGUUCCCUCCUUGUGGAUGUUUGGCCUGGUUGUUAUUGGCUCAAUGCUUGUGGAAUGGCUGUUUUGGAAGGAGGAUCCGUGGAAGGAGCCUGGAAACUUCGGAGAUCCACUCGGGCUCAACAUGUACGAUCGUGACAUGCGAGAGAAGGAGCUUUGGGAUGCAUUGUUCUGCUUUGCUCUUACUAAGGCUUACUACCUACCAUGUCUUGGGCCUGUGUCGCGAGAACUUCGCGUUGCCAGGAGCUUAACAAUGGGCGCUUCGCCAUGUUUGCAACGUCCGGCAUACUUGCAGCAGAGCUCCUCACUGGAAAGGACCCGCUGUUUUGUUUAG
Messenger RNA from Symbiodinium natans, 2040 nucleotides. NCBI's taxonomy places the organism in Eukaryota, Dinophyceae, Suessiales, Symbiodiniaceae. The record is from the annotation of a GenBank genome assembly.